UCUGUACCGUUAUAUAAAGUCGAGAACCGGCAAUUCGAAAGCUGAAAAUAAAUUUGAUUGGCUAAAUAGAAACUCUUUCUCCCUGAUUUGUUAUUACGUCUAAACAGUCUUGCAUCAUAAUAAUCAAAAAGCAUGUGAUCACUGUCAUCACAGAAAUUUGUAUUUUAUUUUUUUUAAUGUGGGAUCAACCUACUGAUAUGUUAUGCUUUUUAAAUGUUCGUGUAUCCAUGAGUAAUUCACUUCUGAUUUUAACAAGGUUAGGGGCAAACAUCUAAUGGUGGGUCUCACAAAUAUGAAGAAAAUAUCUGUGGAAAGUGAUAUUUUGUAUUUGAUUCCUGAGCCUAAAAGGCAAAACUUCGCAAAAUCAAAUAUUUUUUUAACAUUUUUAAUUGUUUUGACUUUUGCUGGGUGUUUCGGAUUACUCUCUUGCUGGUAUUGGAGAACAUCUAAUGAGCGUUUCGUCAUUCAUAUUUAUAAGGAGAAUGAAAAGAAUCACGUAACUGCACCGAUCUGUGCAAGUAUAUCUGAUGUGGAUAAAUUUGAUUGUUAUCCUGAUGCACCUGUCACGGAAACUGAGUGUAUACAACGUGGUUGUUGCUAUCAACCUCUGUCUCAGUUAAAUAAAUCUGUCAGUCAUUUUCCACCCUUAGGUACACCGUACUGCUUUUAUCCAGUUAAUUAUAAUGGUUAUAUUAUUACUAAUGUAUCACAAGAUGGGCAGAGAAUCCAAGUCAGAUUGCAAAGAACUUCUUCAUCUGGAUUUCCGAAUGAUAUUAAGAAUCUGCUGCUUGUAAUAACAUUCAUUGAUGAUUCUACUUUGAGAGUAAAGAUUACUGAUCCUAACAAUGCUCGAUUUGAAGUACCUAUACCACUUUAUCAUAAAGUCAAAAAAUUAUCUAAACCUCGUUAUGAGGUAGAUUUAAAUUCUAAAACAGGAAUUUUGACUAUCAGAAGAAAAUCGUCUGGAGUAGCUGUGUUCAAAACUGAUCUUUCUCACCUUGUAUACUCAGAUCAGUUUCUGCAGUUAUCUUCAUACCUUCCAUCUCCAUAUAUUUAUGGUAUUGGUGAACAUUAUGGUUCAUUCCUAAAAAGUGUAAAAUGGACAAGGCUGACAUUAUUUAACUCCGAUCAACCUCCUAUACCAAAUCACAAUUUGUAUGGAUCGCAACCUUUUUAUUUGUCUUUGGAAGCUGCUGGAAAAGCUAAUGGCAUCUUUCUUCUGAAUAGUAAUGCUAUGGAUAUUAUCCUUCAGCCUACUCCUGCAAUCACCUUCCGACCAAUUGGAGGCAUUCUGGAUUUUUUUAUCAUGUUAGGCUCUUCUCCAGAAGAAGUUAUUCAAACAUAUACUGGCAUAAUUGGGAAAACCUUUAUGCCUCCAUAUUGGAGCUUGGGAUUUCAUCUGUGCCGUUUUGGAUAUCAUACUCUCAAUAAAACUAGAGAAACUAUGCAAAGAACAAUUGAUGCUGGUAUUCCUUUAGAUGUUCAGUGGAAUGACAUAGAUUAUAUGGACAGAUACAAAGAUUUCACAUAUGAUAAAGAAGCUUUCAAAGGUUUACCUGAGUUUGUCAAUGAUCUGCAUGACAAAGGAAUGCAUUAUGUGAUAAUGACAGAUCCCGGCAUAAGCAAUUCUGAGAAACCGGGUACGUAUCCACCAUAUGACGAAGGAGUGAAAAAUAAUAUCUUUAUUAAAAAUGCUGAUGGUACUAUUUUUGUUGGAAAGGUUUGGACUGAUGGAUAUACAGUAUUUCCAGAUUUUAGUCACCCUUCUGCAUCUUCUUAUUGGACAAAUCAAUUCAAAAAUUUCUAUAAAGAAGUUGCAUUUGAUGGAGUUUGGAUUGAUAUGAAUGAACCUUCAAAUUUUUUGAAUGGAUCAGUUAAUGGUUGUCCAGAGUCAUCUUUGGAGAAUCCACCUUAUGUUCCUACUGGUGAUUUUCCUUUACGUGUGAAGACUCUCUGUAUGACUGCAAAGCAUUAUUAUACUGUGCAUUAUAAUGAGCAUAACAUAUUAGGCUACAGAGAGGCUGUUGCUACAAAUCAGGCUCUUAAGCAAGUGAGAGGUAAAAGACCAUUCAUCAUAUCACGAGCAACAUUUGCUGGUCAAGGUGUUCACAGUGGACACUGGAGCGGAGAUAUUUCCUCUACCUGGGAAGAUAUGCGCUACACUAUUCCAUCAUUACUGAAUUUUAAUUUGUAUGGAAUUCCUGUGGUUGGUUCAGAUAUAUGUGGAUUCAAUGGGAAUGUUACUGUUGAACUCUGUGCCAGAUGGCAGGCUCUUGGGGCUUUCUAUCCAUUUGCAAGGAAUCACAAUGAAAGGAUUACAAUUGAACAAGAUCCUGUGGCCUUAGGCCCUAUUGUUGUUGCAGCUACUAAAGCAUCAUUACAAGUGCGUUACCAGUUACUGCCUUAUUUAUAUACUCUGCUGUACCGAAGUCAUGUUUUUGGAAAUACAGUAGUAAGGCCUCUGUUUUUUGAGUAUCCAGAUGAUGUCAACACUUUUGAUAUUGAUCAGCAAUUUCUUUGGGGUCCAGCAGUACUGAUAAAUCCUGUUCUCUAUUCAGGCAAAAACACCGUAUCUGCUUAUAUUCCUAAAGGUAUGUGGUAUCAGGGAAAUGGAAGUUCUUUUGAGGGCCAUGGUGAAAGAGUUACAUUCUCGGUACCGAUUUAUAGCAUUAAUAUCAUGCUUAGAGGAGGUUAUGUUGUGCCAACUCAAAUUCCAGCUCAAACUACAACUGCUAGCCGUAAAAAUGCUUUUCUUCUACUGGUAUUUUUGGAUGAAAACAAACAAGCAACUGGUGAAUUAUUUUGGGAUGAUGGGGAUUCUUUAGAUACAUUUGAAAAUGGGAAAUACAACCUUAUUCAGUUUAAAACAAAUAAAAAUGGAUUUAAUAGUACUGUGGUAAAGAAAGGAUAUGAAACUGGAAUGGUAUUGGGUCAAAUUCAGAUUACUGGAAUAGAUUUUUCCCUUGAGAAGGUUACUGUUAAUGGCGUGGAAUGCAUAUCUAGAGAUAUUUUAAAUAAUUCGAACAGUUUGAAUAAUAGUAAUAAUUAUGGAAGAUUUUUGGCGCAAAAUCCUGAACAUUCUGAACAAGAGGAAUUUGCUAAUGUAACUGUUCUAGAUAACUGGAAAUGCCAGUUUAUGUUUUAUAAACCAGAAGGCUUUUUGUUCAUCUCCUUUACAAACUUCAGUUUGCUGAAAUCAUUUGUGAUAGUGUGGAGUUAGUAAUGUGAAAAUUAUCGACUUUUCUUGAUAGAAUGAAAUAAUGAGAAAAUGUAUUUUAUAAUGAAGUUCCUUUAUUAUAAACAUACUUUGUGAGUACUUCUGUAAAUCUAUUUAUCAAUACUUAAAGUGCCUUGAUAAGAUAUUUUUGUGUGUUUGAACUUUUCGUUUGCAGAUAAGAUUCCUUCUUCUUUAAUGUUCAUAUAUUUAUGUUAAAUUUGUAAAAAAUUGUUAAACUUGUGUUAAAUUUGUUCGAUCUAUUUUAUGAACAUAGUUAUUUUCCAUUUUAAAAUUCAAAUGACGUAUAUCAUACUUUAUUAUAGUAUUAUAGGAUUAUUUAAGUAUUGUUAUCUCAAAUUUUAUAGCUAUUAAUAUUGAGAAAAAUUAAUUGAGGUUAAUAAAUGCAAAUUUUUUAACUAUUAUAAUUUUAUGGAUGAA
Stegodyphus dumicola is the source of this 3655-nucleotide messenger RNA. RefSeq names its product lysosomal alpha-glucosidase-like. Gene Ontology annotation, biological process: carbohydrate metabolic process. NCBI's taxonomy places the organism in Eukaryota, Metazoa, Arthropoda, Arachnida, Araneae, Eresidae. The record is from RefSeq and is a predicted model, not a curated record. Gene Ontology annotation, molecular function: carbohydrate binding; alpha-1,4-glucosidase activity.